GCCUGAAAGAGUCCGCUGGACAGCCUUGAACUAUAGUGAAAGCCUGCCUAGAUCUGAUUCGCUGCGAUGCGAGCAAUUUACUAGGUGCACAACGCGGCUCCUGGCUGGUAUUGCUACUGAGCAUGACAUAUUUGGCGAGCAUGGUUCAUGACCAUGGACGCAACAUACGCUUUCUUUUAUACUGGCAGGCUGCUUCAAACUCUUGUUUUACCUGACCUAGCCUGCUAUUCAGAGUUUUUGAGCUAAACACCAAUACUACCGAAGCGAUGCAUUCAUGCACAUCUUUCCAGCAACCGACCAUAUCGAGCGGUCUGGCACUAGAAAAAUGCACCACACAUCAGGCAUAUGCCAUCCGGUACAGAGCCAACGGCAUCACUCAUUUCGGCACCCUUCAUUUUAACAGCGUUGUCGGCGGUAUUGUAUUCCACCCGCUCACCCAGGAAGCUACCGAAACGUCUGUUAUCGAAAAGAUGAGAUUGUUUGACAUGCUUCACAAUAGGCCGCCAUGCCAGCAUUCUGUUGUGUAUUUAGGAAGGUUUAGCAGUGCAGAAAUAGAACUUGCCAGCAAGUACACGCUGAAACGUAUGGCAGGUGGUUUAGGCAGUGUUCCGUCGGGCACGUGUUCGCAUUGGUGCCAGACAUACACAGGCAUUCUCUCGUGGGUUCUGAUUGAACUCUGGACAGGCCGCUCCCUGCUAGGAGAGUCGUUUGAUGGUAGGCUUUAUCGCAGCAACUAGGCGUACUACCUCGAGGAUAU
Messenger RNA from Linderina pennispora, 757 nucleotides. RefSeq lists its product as uncharacterized. The record is from RefSeq and is a predicted model, not a curated record. Bases 267 to 737 code for a protein of 156 amino acids. The transcript has a single exon. NCBI's taxonomy places the organism in Eukaryota, Fungi, Kickxellomycota, Kickxellomycetes, Kickxellales, Kickxellaceae.